Tachyglossus aculeatus (Australian echidna) is the source of this 1483-nucleotide messenger RNA. RefSeq names its product coagulation factor II thrombin receptor like 2 (gene F2RL2). The transcript is spliced from 2 exons. Gene Ontology annotation, molecular function: thrombin-activated receptor activity. Gene Ontology annotation, cellular component: membrane. Lineage: Eukaryota; Metazoa; Chordata; Mammalia; Monotremata; Tachyglossidae. The record is from RefSeq and is a predicted model, not a curated record. Gene Ontology annotation, biological process: thrombin-activated receptor signaling pathway; phospholipase C-activating G protein-coupled receptor signaling pathway; blood coagulation. The coding region runs from base 111 to 1256 and encodes 381 amino acids.
UAGAUAAUCAAAGCAGCCCUGGGACUUCUGCAAAAAUGUGAGGUCAAAGACAGCUUGCCACAUUCACAGAGAGGCAGAAGUCACUUCGAAGCUGGACUGGAGUCAUCACAAUGAAGACUCUAGUAUUGGCAACAACUGGACUGUUUUUACUGUCCUCUGGCCUUGGUCAAAGAGGGGCGGAAUGGGACCCUGCUAACCCCGCCAAUCCUACUCCCUUCCUCAAGACCUUCCGAGGGGCCCCUCAAGAUGUCUAUGAGGACUUCCCCCUGUCGGUAAUAGAGGGCUGGACGAGUGCCACGCUUACUAAAAGGUGCUCCGGGGAGACGGCGGGCGGGGCGUCUCUCCGAGUGAACAACGCCACCCUGGGAUACCUCACCGGCUCUUUAAGCACCAAACUGAUCCCCACCGUCUACAUAAUGGUCUUCACCCUGGGGGUGCCAGCCAACGCUGUGACCCUGUGGAUGCUGUUCUUCCAAAGCGGAUCCAUCAGCAUGACCAUCUUCUACACCAACCUGGCCGUCGCCGACUUCCUCUUCUGCCUCACCCUGCCCUUCAAGAUCUCCUACCACCUCAACGGGAACAACUGGCUCUUCGGAGAGGCCAUGUGCCGGGCCACGACCGUCAUCUUCUAUGGCAACAUGUACUGCUCCAUCCUGCUCCUGGCCUGCAUCAGCGUCAGCCGGUACCUGGCGGUGGUUCACCCCUUCCUCUACCGCAGGCUCCCCAGGCGCCACUACGCCAUCCUAGCCUGUGGCCUGGUGUGGCUCACGGUCUUCCUGUACAUGCUGCCGUUCUUCAUCCUGAAGCAAGAGUACCACCUGGAGCAGCUGGGGGUCUUCACCUGCCAUGACGUGCACAACACCUGCGAGACCAUCUCCCCCUUCCAGUUCUACUACUUCAUCUCUCUGGCGGUGUUUGGGUUCCUCGUGCCCCUCAGCGUCAUCAUCUUCUGUUACGUCACCAUCGUACGGUCGCUCAAAGCCUAUGACCAAAAGUGGUUCUGGUACGUGAAAGUUAGUCUCCUGAUCCUCUCGAUAUUUGCCAUCUGCUUCACUCCAAGCAACGUGAUCCUGAUCGCUCACCACGCCAACUACUACUACAACAACACGGAUGACUUGUACGUCUUCUAUCUGGUGGCCUUGUGCCUGGGCAGUCUGAACAGCUGCCUCGACCCCUUCCUCUACUUUCUCAUGUCGAAGAUCACAGACCAUUCAAAUUCUUACCUCACGACGGUCAAGACAGCCAGAGAACAGUGAGGAACAGGCACCCACCUGAAUGCCUGAAGAGGUGAAGAAAACAAGUCUCCUAAGCUCAGAGUCUUAGGAUCUACUCGGAACAGGUCUGCAACUGGGAGGCCAAGUGUAAGACUGACAUUUUGCUAGGCAAAUGCUUUAGGGUACUUAACUUUAAGUAGUGUUAUUGCCACUGGGCCCCCUGAAGGAAUGAUUUCUCACCUUGUUUCAGAUUCCCUGCGAAGCAUACA